GUAUCCCUGUUGCCCAGCAACACCUGAUCUGGAACAACUUGGAGCUGGAGGAUGAGUACUGUCUGCAUGACUACAGCAUUGCUGAGGGCUGUACACUGAAGCUGGUCCUGGCCAUGAGAGGAGGACCCAUCAACACCAGGAGAGUGUCUGUGGAGGACCCAGUGAAGGAGAUGGCAGAGCUGAUGGAGGGAGGCAGGCAGGAGGGCUGGGAGAAGAGUCUGCCUAGCAACAAGCAGGUCACCUUCCUGGUGUACCGAGAGGGAGACCAGCUCAACUUCUUCCGGGUCGUUGACCGAGGGGACGGAACUCUGACCCCUGUCUCAGAAUCAUUCAGUGGUGGCUCGGUGUACAACAUGUUCACGGAGGAGGAGGACAACGGCGGUGAGGGCUUGGCUUUGGGCCAGCCGACCCUGGAGAACUCUAUCACCAUGAACAAGAUGAAGCUGCUCAAAGCCAAGAUGGAUGACAUGAACAUCAGCAAGAAGCCUAAGAAGUCUGCCAAGUUGAAACCUCUGCCCCCCGUCGGCCCCCGGCCCUGCGGCAGCUCUCUGGACCCCUCCGGACCCCGACACCACCGCCUCUUCCGCGUCCUGCCCGAGAUCAACCAAUCCCAUCAUUCCGCCUCACACUUACCUCCAAUCAGGGACCAGGGAUCCACAACUCCCUCCCCUCCCAAUGCUGCUGCCUCCGCCUCCACCCACCUGUCAAUCAGCGGCCGAGCUCCGCCCUAUUUCUCUUCCUCGUCCUGUUACAUGCUCCAGGAGGAGGAGCCAUGGAAGUCCAUCCCCAAGACAAUCCGAACCCCUCCCAAAGUGUCCCGGUUGGAGAUCGGCAGCGCCAGGCUCAUGAGGGACUGUGUGUACCCGCAGCUCCCCGUGCUCUCCAGCAGGGGGCAGGUUGAUGGGGCCAUGGAGCUGCCUGACCCCAGAAGAGAGGCACUGGGCCUGGGGUUGCUGGAGGAGGCGGCGGGCCUGCUGGAGCCCACACCGCCUGGAGCUUUGUACGGAGGAGACCUGCUCUCAGAUCCCCUCAGCCUGGACAUCUCUUCCCAGCCAGAGAUGGAUCUGGGAGGGUUGGAUGGUCUAGGAGCCCUGGGGGUUGGAGCAGAGCUCCAACUCCCUUCCACCCCCUCUCUGCUCUCCCAAGCUGUGGGGAUGAACUCUUUAAACAACUGGGCAAUGGGUGGUUCUGAUAGGCUAGCCUGGAAAGGUGUGAGGACACCGUUACUAGGCAACACACUUCAUCAUAUACCCAAUUCUCCUUCCUCAUCAUCCUCCCCCUCUAGUAGACCAAGACUACCACAACCCUUUGAGUUCACCGGCUCAGCAACGUCACCCAUACGACCCAAUCUCCAUUCCUCCUCCCACCCCAGCACUCUUCUCUCCCAUCCUCCUCCUGCUAGCCCCUCCUCUCCCCCUCACGGCUCUCAUUUGCGAGGCAUCAAUGUGGACUCCCCAGGCAAGUGGCCGGAGAUGAUCAGUAAAAGCGAGGCGCGGGGAAUCACCAAGCUGGCCAACCAGGCCUGUAAGGAGCCUCUCGGGUCCCUCAGCAACACAGAGCUCCUGGCCUCCCUGUCCUCCUCCAGGUCCCCAGGCAGCAGCAGCAGGGGAGUCCUAGGAUCGAGCCUGGGACUUGGGUUGGGGCCUCCCGCUGUUGGGGCCUCCGGGCUUGGCAGGCUUGUCUCCAUGGCUACCUCCCUUCCAGCCAACAUCCAGCUACUCCAGGAGGACCUGAUGCGAAGAGCAGCCACCUCCAACAAGUCGUCCAACAGCCUGGGAUCAGCUGGAGGCUCCAGUUCAAUAAGUAGACUAGUAGAACACAACUAUCCUGUAUUCCGGUCUCCUCCAGGCACCCCGACAUAUCAUCUGCCUCCAGUCAAGGUCCCGCUGGGUAGGAAGAAGAAGAGCUCUAAACACUGCUUCCUCUGUGGCAAGAAGACUGGUCUCGCCACCAGCUAUGAGUGCAGGUGUGGUAACAACUUCUGCGCCACACACCGCUACGCAGAGACCCACGACUGCACGUACAACUACAAGAGCGCCGGACGCCGCUUCCUCCAGGAAACUAACCCCAUCGUCAACGCUCCCAAGCUGCCCAAGAUCUGAGCCCCUCACCCUGUCCCCCACUCUAUCCCUGCACUCCAUUUUCUCUUUUGGGAAUGGAGGGAUGAAGAGAAAGAAAUAACCGAUUCACCUGAAUGAUUAAAAACAAAAAGAAGGAAGGAACUUGAUCACCGCUGUGCUUUUUAAUCACCAAGUUUGACCUAAUGACGUCAAUGCCAAGUGUGAACAAAACGGAGAACAGAAAAUAUUAGCACACAAACUAUUAGCUAGCUAUCGCCUCCGCUCUGGACAAUGUGAACAAACUGUUGAUCCACUUUCUUCGUAUACUGUAACCUUCAUCUUUUUCCUUAGCAAAAAAGUACUGCAUGUACUGUACAUAGGUGGUUUUUUAAAGCAGAUGUCUGUUUAUUUCAUGUUUUAACGGAACAGAAGUGCACGACUCCAAGCGUAAACGUUAUACACGUA
This is a messenger RNA of Coregonus clupeaformis (lake whitefish), 2525 nucleotides long. RefSeq names its product AN1-type zinc finger protein 4-like. Gene Ontology annotation, molecular function: protein binding; zinc ion binding. The record is from RefSeq and is a predicted model, not a curated record. Lineage: Eukaryota; Metazoa; Chordata; Actinopteri; Salmoniformes; Salmonidae.